Molecule: messenger RNA, 318 nt
Organism: Cylicostephanus goldi
Lineage: Eukaryota; Metazoa; Nematoda; Chromadorea; Rhabditida; Strongylidae
Source: the annotation of a GenBank genome assembly
AUGGAACCGCUACGCAGGGAUCCAGAUCGUUGUGAAAGUGAGUUUUGGGAAGGAGAAUCAUGGGAGAGAGAAGAGUGUUGGGAAGGGGAAUGCUGUGAUGAAUGUGAAAGUACCGGUUCACUAUGUACAGAACGUGGAUGUUGGGGUGACAGGCUCGUUGGGGAAGACAUCUCAUCGGGUGCAUUCUGCGCCAGAGUCGGGUCACAGGCUAUGGGAUCUGACGGAUCUAUAUCAAAAGCAAUUGACUCGAGCACUUUAGCAUCGCCAAGGAUCUCUUCGGCCGGUGACGAAGUCGGUGCAGGUGGUUCAUUGCUGUAA